Molecule: messenger RNA, 1365 nt
Organism: Odobenus rosmarus divergens (Pacific walrus)
Lineage: Eukaryota; Metazoa; Chordata; Mammalia; Carnivora; Odobenidae
Gene: GCNT4
Product: glucosaminyl (N-acetyl) transferase 4, core 2
Exons: 1
Coding region: 1-1365 (454 amino acids)
Cellular component (GO): membrane
Molecular function (GO): acetylglucosaminyltransferase activity
Source: RefSeq, a predicted model, not a curated record
AUGAAGACAUUCAAAUGUUGUUUUAAAUACCCAGCACAGCAGAAAGUUUUCAUCUUGUUUGUAACUCUAUGGCUGUUCUCCUUGUUGAAGCUUCUAAAUGUGAGAAGCCUCCUCUUCCCUCAAAGAGGCAUUUACUUGGUUGAAUCCUUCCUGAGUACCUCACCUUUUGUAAGGAACAGAUACACCAAUAUGAAAAAUGAAGUCAGGUAUGAAGUUAACUGUUCAGGUGUCUAUGAACAGGCGCCUUUGGAAAUUGGCAAGAGUCUGGAAAUAAGAAGGAGAGACAUCAUUGACUUGGAUGAUGAGGAUGUUGUGGCGAUAACCAGUGACUGUGACAUUUAUCAGACCCUGAGAAGCUACCAUCAAAAGCCUGUUUCAAGGGAGGAGAAGAGCUUCCCAAUAGCCUAUUCUUUGGUGGUUCAUAAAGACGCCAUUAUGGUUGAAAGGCUACUUCAUGCCAUAUACAACCAGCACAAUAUUUACUGCAUCCAUUAUGACCAUAAGUCACCUGAUACCUUCAAAGUUGCCAUGAACAAUUUAGCUAAGUGCUUCCCCAAUGUUUUCAUUGCCUCCAAAAUAGAGACAGUACAAUAUGCACACAUUUCCAGACUCCAAGCUGAUCUGAAUUGCUUGUCAGACCUCCUCAGGUCCUCGGUUCAGUGGAAAUAUGUUAUCAAUCUGUGUGGGCAAGAUUUUCCUUUGAAGUCAAACUUUGAAUUAGUGUCAGAGUUAAAGAAACUCAAUGGAGCAAAUAUGUUAGAAACGGUGAAACCCCCUAACAGUAAAAUGGAAAGAUUCACUUACCACCAUGAACUCAGACAGGUGCCUUAUGAAUAUGUGAAGCUACCAAUAAGGACAAACAUCUCCAAGGAAGCCCCUCCUCAUAACAUUGAGAUAUUUGUGGGCAGUGCUUAUUUUGUUUUAAGUCGAGCAUUUGUUAAAUAUAUUUUCAACAACUCCCUCGUUAAAGACUUUUUUGCCUGGUCUAAAGAUACAUACUCGCCUGAUGAACAUUUUUGGGCUACCUUAAUUCGGGUACCAGGAAUACCUGGGGAGAUUUCUAGGUCAGCCCAGGAUGUGUCUGACUUACAGAGUAAGACCCGCCUUGUCAAAUGGAACUAUCACGAAGGGCUUUUGUAUCCCCGUUGUACCGGCUCCCACCUUCGCAGUGUGUGUAUCUUUGGAGCAGCAGAAUUAAGGUGGCUUAUAAAUGACGGACAUUGGUUUGCUAAUAAAUUUGAUUCUAAGGUGGAUCCUGUCUUGAUUAAAUGCCUGGCAGAAAAGCUUGAAGAGCAACAGAGACAAUGGAUUACUUUGUCUUCAAAAAAGUUCCUUAUGGCUAAAAAUCCCGUAAUCACAUCAUGA